ACUUCUUCACGCUCGCAUACGGGAGUUUGUGGCUGUAGAGGUGCUAGAACGUGUCUCCUCUGCGAGGGAGAGGUUGGGAAACCCGUCAGAAGAGAUGAUACUGCUUGUCCUUCGCUGUACCCCUGCUACAGAUGCGGCGAGGUGCGCUCGUCGCUCGAGGACUGUCGCCGAUCACGAGACCCCGCCCUCUCUCCACUCCGCGUCUGCAGCAGAGAACCCUGCAAGGCAUCUAAAGUCCUCAGCCCUUCCCUGCCCUCGUUCACGCAAGCCACCACUCCCCCGUUUGACGGCGUGACCGUCGUGAAGGAGUUCCUAACGAAGGAAGAAGAGGCCGCCAUAUUGUCUGCAGUUGACUCUCACGCCUGGAUCGACUCUCAGUCAGGGAGAAGGAAACAGGACUAUGGACCAACGGUGAACUUCAAGCGACAGAAGUUGAAGCUGGGUGCCUUCAGGGGCCUGCCACAUUUCAUCGAACCACUUGUGAAGAGGAUGAGAGAGGAAGUGGAUGUUCUUGCUGACUUUUUCCCGUGGAGUUGUGUAACCUUGACUACAGACCGGAGAGAGGAGCACACAUUGAGGCACAUCGCGACGACAGCUGGCUUUGGGGGGGAGAGGCUGGUCACCCUCAACCUCUGUUCUCUCCACUCUCCUCACCUUCUCACUACCCACCUCCCUACACCCUCACCCUCCACAGGACACACUACACCCCCAACCUCCACAGGACACACUUCACCCCCACCCCAAAAUCCACGUACCCCUACCUCCGCAGUCACUAGUCGUGGUUCAAGGAAAUGCAAGACACGCCUGGCUCCAUUCAAUAGAGAGAGAAAACAUUAUUACCAGAAGAGUGGGGAUAACCCUGAGAGAAUUGACUAAUGAGUUUCUGCCUGGUGGAAACUCUGAAGGGAUCGGGAGGCAUUUAUUAGAUAUAGCUCAGCAGUUUACUGGAGAGCCAACUAACUUCUAAUUAAUUUUAUUGUGCUGAAGAUUGAUGUGU
Geodia barretti is the source of this 997-nucleotide messenger RNA. The record is from the annotation of a GenBank genome assembly. NCBI's taxonomy places the organism in Eukaryota, Metazoa, Porifera, Demospongiae, Tetractinellida, Geodiidae.